AUGUCGGAGCCGAAAAAGAAGGGCCUCUUGGGCCGUCUGUUUCGUAGCAAAAGCUCAGCCAGCAAGGGCGAGAAGCUCCCGCCAUAUGAGAGGGAACGCCAACGACGAGCCAGCGAAGGCGAUGUGUCCUACAGCGACAAGCCGGACGCCUCAAACGGCGACCAGUCGGCGGCGGCAUCGUCGUCGACACACCAUCACCACUAUCGUCGCCGACGGCCUCGGCGCACUGAUCCCAGCGCCACUAAGGGCAAGGGCCGUGACCAGUCGCGGGACCGCUCUUACGACUAUGGGCCGCUGACUGAGUGGCCGCCGUCUGGCAUGUCCAGCAGCGAGGAGCUCGCUCUGGGGCCGGCGAUGCAGCUCAUUUCGCGUGGUGUGCCAGCUUUCAAAGGCCACAAGAAACCUAUUCCGCAUGCGUCGGAACAUCACUAUGCUCUGUUUGCGACUGUUGCGGGUAACCGGGGAGAUGAGACGGACUGUGUGAACCUGCAUGAUGCCAUGGUCCAGCUUAUGACCUUACGACUGGCUGGUUCUGGGCCUGCUACCUACCCGUGGGACUCUCUGGAGCAUCCUAGUUAUGCAUUCUGCUUUGGCAAGAGGCCCGGCACGAUUACUCUCAACCAUUGGGUAUCGUUAUCCAGUGUGCUGCCGCCCUCGAUUGCCCUGCGGGACUCUGGCGUGGCGCCCCGGGAAAUCGACCUCGAGGGCAUCCUUGCCCGGCUAAAGGAGCUUGAGCAGGGGUUGGAGGACGAUGAUGAGGAUCUCAUGUACCGCAAUCUCUACCGCAGGCUUCUCAAAGAUCCCGACAAGUACGUGAGCCCGCACAAGACCCUAGAUAAGCAGAUUAUGGACCUGAUCAUGGUACUAUCACGCCCGGACUGGAUCGACUUCACCAAUUCGCGCAACCAAGUCGUCACCAAGUUCAUCUUCGACACCAGCCCUGCUAAUGCAGCCACCUUCCGCAAAUUCUUCCACCAGCUUCUGCUCAGUCUCGAACUCGAACUACGCAUUCAGUCCCACCACCACAUGACCGAAGCCAAAGAGAAACUCCUCUCCCAGAUCCCCCCAACCAUCCAAUGGAACCUCGCCCUAGCCCGCCGCUGGCGUGACAACAUCCGCAUCGAGUCCUACGGCCCAAACCCCGACCAGCUCCAACUGCGCUACAAGCUCAAGCGCCGCCAGGUCCGCAUGCUGAAGCGCUUCGCCCAAAUGAUGAAGUGGCCCAACCUAGCCGAGACCCUUGCUUGUCUCAAGCGUCGCGAAGCUGACUCUACCCUCGAUCUUGUAUCCUCUCACGCGAUGGCCUUCUUCUCGGGGCUUGUCCUUCCAGGCCCAACCUUUCCCUUUCUUAUCAUGAACUCCCUUAUUGAUAUCGACCCGGACAAGGCGACUGAUGAUCUGACGCUGCUCACGCACGGUCAUCCCUCAUGUGGCUUCCAGUAUCGCAACUCCUACACUUACUGGACGGCGAGCUCCAUCGUAGGCAAAGUCCUCGCCCCGACCUGUCGCGCCGUAGGCGGAUGGAUUGGCCCGGCCCGUCCGACAAACGACCUCGCGCGUAACCAAAUUGCCCGCAUCCGUGCCCGCAAGCCCCCGCACCGCGUCACUCCCGAGGAUAUCCGCACCAUGAGCGAGCGCUCCGACCCUCUAGGUCCCCCGACCCAGGUUUUUCCUGUCAAAGAGUACUCUCUAGUAGCCCCGGACCGCGACGACGACGCUUACCUAGCCGACCUCGUCCGCAUUGAACUACUGUCUCUCCGGCCGGUGUCAGACCACAAGGGUAACACCUCCAGCACGCUGCAACAAUCCGAGUCCACAAACACCCCAAACGAUAGUAACGGCAACACCGGCAACGCCACCACAAAUAGCAAACCCCGCAACACCCCGCGCUAUUACGACGCCUCAAUCCAAUUCGCCAUCGACGGCGUCUCCUGGCCGCUCCGUCUCGCUUACGACGUGUCCUUUGUCUCCGCCUGGCCCUGCUCCGACGGCCCCCACCCUCUCUUCUUCGACUACGUCUACACACCCGUGAAAGCAGACAAACUCGUCAAGGUGCGCGACUGGAACGGUGUCCCCGUCUCCUCCAGACGGCCAAUGUCUUCUAGCGGGCCUGCGACCCCUACUAGGCCGAUCGGAGGGGGACCGCCAGGAGUGGGAGGAACAGGGGUGAGCAGUCCGAGUACGUUGAGCGGCGGGGAUGAUGAGAGAGUGUUGGUUGUGGAGGCGUUUGGGGUGCCGGAUAAUGAGGUUUUGGCAAGGGCAUGCAUGGCAUGUGCCAUUCGGGAAGCGUACGCCGCUACGUUGACGGUGGUGAUUUUGGUGGAUGAUGAGGAUCGGAAUAAGGAUGAUUGA
Thermochaetoides thermophila DSM 1495 is the source of this 2352-nucleotide messenger RNA. RefSeq lists its product as uncharacterized. NCBI's taxonomy places the organism in Eukaryota, Fungi, Ascomycota, Sordariomycetes, Sordariales, Chaetomiaceae. The transcript is spliced from 3 exons. The record is from RefSeq and is a predicted model, not a curated record. The coding region runs from base 1 to 2352 and encodes 783 amino acids.